UAAAUUGACAAGUUUCAAAAAUCAUAUUUUCUUGAUUAUUUAAUUUAAUUUAAUUAAUUCACAACCUAUUAAUUAACAAAAAUAACCCUCACUCACCUUAAUACACUCCCAUAUCUUUCUUCUCUGUAAUCCCUCUCACAACCCACCAUCGAUCACCGACACACACAGACAACGACAACCACCACCACCACACCUAAAAAAAAAAAGCACAUAACUCGUUCUCUCUCUCUCCCAAAAAAACACAACCCUUUUUCUUUUUUAAUCCUCUCACGAUCAUCUCCCUUCAAAUGGACGAUUUUGCCCUUCAACUUCAAGUCCUAUGCAUGUCACUGCUAGCGUUUGCCACCUUUCUCUGCUACAUCAAACAUCGGUGGUCACGGCCUGAGUCACCGUCCGAAUCAACUCCACCGUCACCGCCAAAGCUUCCGAUUAUCGGUCACCUCCACCUCCUCACCGACAUGCCCCACCACGCUUUCGCCCAACUCGCUCGCAAACUCGGACCCAUCAUCUACCUCCAACUCGGCCGAGUCCCCACCCUUGUCAUCUCCUCCGCUCCACUCGCCCAACUCGUCCUCAAAACCCACGACCACGUCUUCUCGAAUCGCCCCCAACUCGUCUCAGCUCAGUACCUCUCCUUCGGCUGCUCCGACGUCACGUUCUCCCCUUACGGCCCAUAUUGGCGCCAAGCCAGAAAGAUCUGCGUCACCGAGUUGCUGAGUCCAAAACGAGUCAACUCGUACCAACUCGUCAGGGAAGCGGAGGUGAACCGGUCGAUUUCCACCGUGUUAACUCAGUCCGGGUCCAACAUCGACAUGAGCGAGUUGUUCUUCACCUUGGCGAACAACAUACUGUGCCGAGUGGCGUUCGGGAAGCGAUUCAUAGACGAGUCAGGUGACUCGGCUGGUGAGCGAAAGAAGCACGAGUUGGUGGGUGUUUUGACGGAAACGCAGGCUUUGCUUGCCGGGUUUUGUGUAGGGGAUUUCUUUCCGGAGUGGGACUGGGUCAACUCAGUGAGUGGGUCGAAACGGAGGUUGAAGAAGAACUUGGAUGAUCUGAGAAGGGUGUGCGAUGGGAUUAUAGAUGAACAUGUGAAGAAGAGAGAGAGUAGUGAGGGUAAUGAAGACUUUUUGGACGUUUUGCUUGGUGUUCAACAACGAGAAGACCUUGAGGUGCCUAUUACAGACGAUAAUCUUAAAGCUCUUGUUCUGGAUAUGUUUGUAGCUGGGACUGACACAACAUCAGCAACACUAGAAUGGACAAUGACUGAGCUAGCUAGGCACCCAAGAGUCAUGAAGAAAGCACAAGACGAAGUUCGAAAAAUCGCAGGCAGCGAAGGGAGCGUAGAGGAAAGCCAUCUCCAGCACCUGCAUUACUUAAAAUCAGUCAUAAAAGAAACAAUGCGACUCCACCCACCAGUCCCUCUUCUAGUUCCUCGAGAAUCCAUGGAGAGCUGCAUUCUCAAUGGCUACCAAGUUCCAGCAAAAACUCGAGUCCUGAUCAACACGUAUGCCAUAGGGCGUGAUGCAGAUUCUUGGGAGAAUCCUCUGGAAUACAAUCCCGAGAGGUUUGAGGACACUGGCAUCGAUUUUAGGGGUCAAGAUUUUAGGUUUCUACCGUUUGGGGGAGGGAGGAGAGGUUGUCCCGGAUUUUCCUUUGGGUUAGCCACGAUUGAGAUUGCAUUGGCUCGACUUCUGUAUCAUUUCGAUUGGGAAUUGCCCCAAGGAGUAGGAGCUAAUGAUGUGAAUAUGGAAGAAAUUUUCGGGUUAGCUAUAAGAAAAAAAUCAGCUCUAACACUCCUCCCAACUGCAAAUGAGGACUUUGGGUUCUUGUUCUUCAAUAGAGGUUAAUCCUUAAUUAGCAAUGAAGUACCUAGUUCCUAAAUACUUUUGAAAAUGCCUAUGUGAUUACUUGUACUAUGUGUUUGAUCAAUAAAGAAAUUAUUAUAUAUAAAUAGUAUC
Cornus florida is the source of this 1958-nucleotide messenger RNA. RefSeq names its product tryptamine 5-hydroxylase-like. The record is from RefSeq and is a predicted model, not a curated record. The coding region runs from base 288 to 1847 and encodes 519 amino acids. Gene Ontology annotation, molecular function: heme binding; iron ion binding; monooxygenase activity. The transcript has 2 exons. NCBI's taxonomy places the organism in Eukaryota, Viridiplantae, Streptophyta, Magnoliopsida, Cornales, Cornaceae.